AUGUCUUCUUCCGUUGACCCGCGACCAGAAACACAAGAACAACCUCUGGACUUAACAAAAAAGUCCUGUAUUCCUCAAACGCAACCUGCCACUUACUACGUUUAUUCCCACCUACCGAGGCAGCCUUCAUAUGAAUAUAUUUACCAAGCACCGUACACCGUGCCAUCGCCAUUAAUUACGCCACCAGAAACCGCCAACAGGCCGUCAUCGUCAGUGCAGUGCAGUGAUACUGAAUCAUUGGCUGAGGAUGUAGAAUAUCUAGAAUUUGAGAGGGACGCUCUACAUGCGAUGGCGGAGAGGAAUGGCGGGAGAUUGCUGAGUGACAACCCGCGCAUGCGUCGAGCCGUUCAAGGUAGUGGUGAAGGCGAUGACACUUACAGGAAACAGAGGGAAAGGAACAAUGUGGCGGCUAAACAGAGCAGAGACAGAAGGAAGUUGAGGGAGAUGCGGCUCACUCUGCAGGUGACGUUUUUGAAAAAAAAGUUACGCCAAAUGAAAGCAAGAGAAAAAUUACUGUGCGGGAGAUGUCGUGUACAGGUAAUUCCGAAUUCGAUCUAA
Molecule: messenger RNA, 558 nt
Organism: Amyelois transitella
Lineage: Eukaryota; Metazoa; Arthropoda; Insecta; Lepidoptera; Pyralidae
Product: transcription factor VBP-like
Exons: 1
Coding region: 1-558 (185 amino acids)
Biological process (GO): regulation of DNA-templated transcription
Molecular function (GO): DNA-binding transcription factor activity
Source: RefSeq, a predicted model, not a curated record